Messenger RNA from Heterotrigona itama, 987 nucleotides. NCBI's taxonomy places the organism in Eukaryota, Metazoa, Arthropoda, Insecta, Hymenoptera, Apidae. The record is from the annotation of a GenBank genome assembly.
AUGUUCGUGCGACUUGUUGUAUUGGUGUAUCAUUUUCUGAAUGAACAAGGGAGAUCUCUUGUUUUUGAGGAAGGUUGUAACAAUUUUAUAAUAAGGUAGUAAUAAUUUCUUUAGAGCUGGAAUUUUUUUUAGAAAUUAUUCGUACAAUAUUUUUUGUUAAAGGAAUAUCUAAAUAACGUAAUUAUAAAAAUUAACGUAUAGAUAUAAAUAUAUCAGGUAAUAGUUUUACCUUGAAACUUGUAACACGUAACACGUUAUGAGUACAAUUGUUGAACGAUAAAGAGAUUGUGAAUAGCAGAAAUGAGUAUGUCCAUUGAAAUUAUUAUUUAAAAUUCAACAUGAAGCAUCAUGUGACACAAAAGAAACAUUUUUCUAAAUAAAAAACAAAUUUCUUUUAAAAAAAUUGAAUCGUUGAUUUGUCGUUUUGGUAUGAGCAAAACGUUCGUUCACUGAUGGAUGUUCAUUCACUGAACAGAUCAUUCUACACGUAUAAUCGAUUUUUAACUGAAAUCUUUUUCCAACGAGAAUGCCAACUCGAAUAAAGUUUCGUUCAGGCUACAAACGACUCGAUCUCGUUGACGACAAAACUAUUUCUCAUCCGAGAGUGUGACGUUCUAACGAGCAAGAGUUGCUCAUUUAAACGUGCUACCAUCGGACAUUGCGCGGCAUUGUUCGCCAAUCGGUGGAAACUGAAGAGCACUUAUUGGUCCAAAUUGUUUCUAUUAUGUCGCCUUGGCCUUCUUUUCGUUUGCCCUCGUCCCGUGUUUGUCCCGUGCUUGGUCGGGGUUCCCCUCCCCCUUCCCUCAUGUUCAAAGUGGAACAAUUAAUUCUACCUCGCUCAUCGCGUGUGCAUUGUUAGAACCGGUCGGCAGCAAAGCACCGGCGUUCACCGGAGACGUGAAGGGCGUUUGGCUGGAAAAAGGAGCUGGAUCCAGCACCGUGCUACCGUGUCCCGCGCAGGGAUAUCCCGUUCCCUCCUUUAGGUAA